This is a messenger RNA of Hibiscus syriacus, 2125 nucleotides long. Its product is annotated as FRIGIDA-like protein 3. Lineage: Eukaryota; Viridiplantae; Streptophyta; Magnoliopsida; Malvales; Malvaceae. The record is from RefSeq and is a predicted model, not a curated record. Bases 254 to 1942 code for a protein of 562 amino acids. The transcript has 3 exons.
CUAGGCGGUAAAGUGUGUGUUUAUACAUAUAAUGCAAUGGAUGCUCUGCUUGGUAACAACCUCUAGGUUUAUCUUGAAAGCCUUGUCCUACAUUUUUUGUAUGAUUUGCUAUUAUGUUGGAACUGAUUUAGCAGGGUAGUGCUUUGUACUCUUUAUCCCUUAGCUUCGACUGUGUCGGUUGUGUUUAUUUGAUUACGAAUUUUCAAUCGAAUGUUGUAGGUUGACCCUUAACUUCCUUUGACGGUUCACAAGUAUGGCCAGUACCAGGAAACAUUUGGAAAAUGGUGCUGCAUCUUCUCUGAUAGAGCAGCUUUGCAAGGCAGUUUUUGAACUGGAAACUUGCAAAGAUGCUUCUGACAAGGUUCAGUGGACAGAAAUUGAACAACAUUUUCGCAAUCUUGAUAUAACAUUAAAGAAGAAAUAUGAAGAACUAGAAGCUAAGGAGGAGGAGUACAAGGAGAAAGAAGGUAAUACUCUUGCAUUGAUUUUGGAGGAGGAGGCAGCUGUUGCUGCUAAGGAACUAGACUUCUUGGAUCGAAUUCAGGAGCUGAAAGAUGCUGCUGUUGCUGCCAUUGCAGAGGCACAUUCAAAUUUCCAAGCAACAUAUGUGGAUCCUCUCGAUACGGGGGUCAACAAAGACAUCAAGGUAAGCAGCCCUAUCGAUAAUAGAAACUCUCCUGAUGAGGACUUUCCUCAUAAAACAGGUGAAAAUACUGAAAUUGUGGCUGCUGAUGUUAAGCCAUGUCCAGAGCUGACUCAAUUUUGUGAGCAAAUGGAUGCAAAAGGACUUCUUAAUUUUGUAAUGGAGAAUCAGAAAAAUCUAUCUGGCAUUUCUCAGGAACUUUCCUUUGCAUUAGAAAGUGCAAGUGAACCAGCUCGUUUAGUGCUGGAUUCAUUGCAGGGGUUUUACCCUCCUGAUGAAACAACUCAAACUGUGGAUGCUUCCCUUCAGGGAAUGCGCAAAUCCUGUGUUGUCCUAAUAGAAGCAAUGUCUGCCUUUUUGGCCAGAAUAGACCCUGGUGCUGAGCACCUUCUGAACCCCGAAACCAAGCAACAAGCCAAGGCAAUUGCUUAUGAGUGGAAACCCAAGUUGUCUAGUGCGGGCAAUGAUACUACCAAUGGCAAAUCAUUGAAAGUGGAGGCUUUUCUGCAGCUCCUUGCUACUUUUAGGAUUGCUUCGGAAUUUGAUGAAGAAGAACUCUGCAAGCUUGUUGUUGUAGUUGCUCACCGCCGGGAGGCACCUGAGCUCUGUCAUUCCAUUGGGUUAACACACAAAAUGCCAGUUGUUGUUCAAUUACUGAUUAACAGCGGGAGGCAAAUAGAUGCUGUACGACUCAUUCAUGCCUUACAGCUUACUGAAACUUUUCCGACCGUGCCCCUAUUGAAGACAUACUUGAAAGAUUUGAGGAGAAAUUCCCAAGGGAAGGGUGGACACUCUGGUGGUGCUGCUGGUCCACAGGUCGAUUUUAAUGCACUAGAACUUGCAGCAUUGAGAGCCGUGAUAAGCUGUGUUCAUGAUUAUGGGCUAGAAGCCGAUUACCCACUUGACCCACUCCAGAAAAGGCUUGCUCAACUGGAAAAAUCAAAAGCAGAUAAUAAGAAGAGGCCGGGAGAUUUCGGUAAACGACACUCGUCAAAGAGAUUAAGACCCAACAGUGGAUUCAAAGGGUUACGGAAACCUCCUGGUUGGCAGGCUCCGACUAUUUACACCGAGAGUCAUGCUUAUGUCGGUAUGGUCCAAAGGUACCCUCAUGCUGUUCCCAACCCCUACAAUUUUCAAGUCCCGACCCAACCCGCAUAUGCUUCACAAGCUAAUGAUCAAAGAUUAUACUUCUAUCCACAAAACGACAGAGGUCCGGCUCCUUCACACAAUGCAACUACAUCUAACUACGGUAACCAUGGCAGUAGCAGAUUGCAACCAUCAAACCAGCCAUACUUGUAAUUCUUGAGAGGCAAAGUUCAUUAUAUAGACUGAAUUUGAUCAGUGUUUUUGCUCGUACUUGAUGCUAAAUAUCAAGUCUAUUACUUGAUGCUAAUUUUGUAAUUUUCUGAACGGGUAACUGGUAAGAUAAUUCUAGUUCAGGACAUGCAUUUUAAUUUUAUAGAAAAAGAUGUUGAUUUUCAA